UACAUAACCAUUAUUGUACUGAAUGUGAAACGUCCUGCAGUUGUAUGUUCAAUAUUCAUAUGUAGCAUUCGCUGAUAAUAAAGCAUACAAGCUUAAAAAGCCACAAAAAAAGGACUGUGUCGUUCCCUCAACAUAAAUCGAGACCACGACUUGACAUCACGUGACCGGAGAUGGUCUCCCUCCUGAAUCCAAACGGUCCGUGGCUUCUCUUGUAAAACAGCAUUUUUUUUUUCGCAGUCAAGUCUAAAAAACAGAUCACCUCAGAACUAAAACGAAUGUUUAAUUGCAAGCAUGUUGAAGAUUAAAAGAUGGGGUGUUUUCUAACCGGAAGAAGUUUAGAGUUGCACAGUCGCUUGGUCGUACGUAUCUUAAAAUAAGAUGCCACGGAAAGAUCCCUGUCAAAAACAGGCUUGUGCCAUACAGAAAUGUUUACAAGCCAACAAAUACAUCGAAAGUCUUUGUGAGGAUGUGAUUCAAGCCAUGAGGAAGUGUUGUGAAGUCCACGCAGGAGAAAACUCUGUCUGCUGCUCUGGAUUUACCAAGGAGCACAAAUCUACAGACACAAACACAACCCUUUAAUAGAAAGCUAUACAGUACACAUGUAUAUUUACUGCAAGAGAUCAGAGGAGACUUUCAAGGACAUGUGGAAUACAUAUUCAUCGUCUCUUGUAACUUUCAUUAAAUCAAGCUGUCUCUGGCUGUCACCAUUUAUUCAACAGUUUAUAGUGAGAAUAUUAUGCAUUCAACAUCUAGUGUCCAUCAUAGUGACCUGCUUUUUUUGUAUGUUCAAAACACAAAGGCCUUGUAGGGACAGCCAUAUGAAAUGCAGAUUACAAAAUGAGAAAAGAAACUGGAAUAUCCUAUUAUGAUGUGCUGAGCAUUAGCUGUAAUUUAGGGAAAUAGAUUAGAUGUAUUGUAUAAAUAUCAAUACAACAAUCAAAACAAAGAUGAGACAAAAAGGCAAACCAGAAUUGUUUAAAACCGGAUUUACUUUGAACAUUUCUGUCAUUAUCGGAUAACUUUUAUUGACCCCUUGGUCUUUGAAGUAAUGUCCAGAGUUAUUACAGAAAUAGCUUUGAGCAUCGAGUUUUAAAUGCACUUAGCUUAGUCAGCAUGACAUUAGAUAUGGGGUUUUAAAGGGCCAAUUUCAAAUGUUUCAACUAUUUGCAUGUUUAAAUAAUCUCUCUUUUCAAGUCUUGUGUCAAAAAUAGUUUGUGCCAAAAUAAUAUAGCAAAAUGUUCAA
Messenger RNA from Sinocyclocheilus rhinocerous, 1243 nucleotides. RefSeq names its product C-x(9)-C motif containing 4 homolog (S. cerevisiae) (gene cmc4). NCBI's taxonomy places the organism in Eukaryota, Metazoa, Chordata, Actinopteri, Cypriniformes, Cyprinidae. Bases 379 to 579 code for a protein of 66 amino acids. The transcript has 3 exons. The record is from RefSeq and is a predicted model, not a curated record. Gene Ontology annotation, cellular component: mitochondrial intermembrane space.